[Torrubiella] hemipterigena is the source of this 2265-nucleotide messenger RNA. Lineage: Eukaryota; Fungi; Ascomycota; Sordariomycetes; Hypocreales; Clavicipitaceae. The record is from the annotation of a GenBank genome assembly.
AUGGAUAUCGACGAGUUUUCCGACGAUGGCCUCGACGACAUGGGCGUCACAGAGCUUGAUGCUCUCGAAGCCCAUGCCAUCCAGCUCACACAGGCAAAGCAAUUGACACAGCCGCAGCGAUCACAACUCCAAGAUAUCGAUUAUGGCUGGGAAGAAGAUGACGAUCUCGACACCACAGAAGUCACAAACGAUGCUGGUCUACCCGUUGGACGACACAACAUCCAUCAUACGCCUAGCCAGCAAGAUGCUAUGCCACCACCUCGCAUGAUCCCUCCCGUGCCGAAUCCGCAAUGGAACCCGACUUUCCAUUCAGCCAAUAGACCAUCGUCACAAAUGCCCCCGCCAGCUCUCAGCCGACCUCCGCAGAGCCAGCUAGCCCGAGCGCUGCUUCCUGGAGCAUCACAGGCCGGUGAUGUUGUGUCUGCCUUGCAGCAGAGGCUGCGAGCAUUAGAGUCGGAACUCAAUGCUGCUCGCGGAGAGGCAUCUAUUCUCCGCGCCAAGUCGGUCAAGACCGAACGCGAACGAGACAUGGAAGUGAUGCGCCUGCGAAAAAUCAACGCAGAGCAGCAGGAGAGGCACGAGCGCAUGCUCGAGACUGCUGUUGCCGCCGAAAAGAGCGCCAACACAGAAUUGCAAUUCAUGCAGCGAGACUUGAAAGAAAAGGCCAUAAGCGACAGAACAAAGAAGAAGGAUUCCACCUUUGGCGGCAAUGCCACGACUCCAAAGAAGGCUGGUGGACGAACGUGGGGCAUUGCCGACGGCUUCGAUGAGAUGGACAUUGCCAUCAGCCCUAGUAAAGGACAAGGACGAGGCAAGGCGGGUGGUUCUGUAGCAACCGCCGUUGGAGAGCGUACACCAAGUAAAGGGAAACGAAAGCGGCCAACAAUCGAUAGCCCAGUCACGGCGCUCGAGACACACACGGAUGAUGUCUUCAUGGCGGAUGCCAGGGGCGGCUCUUCCCAACCCACCCAGCAAGCAACGGUUACAGAGGCUCCAGCGGCACCAUUCGAGUUUCUGCAACUGAUCCUCGAUCAUGGCACUGUCGCCUCAAAUCCGCCCACCUUUGAUGCUCUUUCCAAGCUCAACUUUCCCUCCGAGCCGACAACCUCUCUAGCGGCCAAAAUCUUCGAGAGGAUACCGCUCAUGGGUAAUGCCCAACAACCUAUGCAGCUCCUAGUAGACUUUGUGGAAUUCGUGACUACACUCUGGUCACGGUGCUUUGAGGAGCAAUACUGGGCGCCAGUCCGACACCUUGUCCAACUGAUCGCGUUUACGUUUCAAUUGCACACCACAUCAGUGGCUCCGCUUGUUAUCCGCAAUCUACUGCCUACGAUUGAGUCAACAGUAUUUAUCAUUGCAGAAGCCCAUCAGCACCGUCUUGCCGAUGGCUCUCUACCAAGCAAUAUGGAGCCUAGAGAGAUUGAGAACUAUGUGGAUACCCAGGAAAUCAUGUCUUUAUUACAUAUCUGCGCCUUGGCGUGUGCCACGAAUAGCCCAGAGAGCGAACGAGACGAAUACUCGACACUGGCAAUUUGGCAGCUGCUCUCGUGGGAGUUUGUGCUUCUCUUGUUGACGAAUAAGCAAGACUUUGCCGAUACGAUUAGCAUGCUGGAUCUGCUGGCGACCUCGUCUCUCCCCAAUUCUAUUGGGCCUAUAUGCCAUGAUCGGGAACCUGACUUUGUGGCACGCCUCAUUAUCGACCGAGUCAGCCUCAAGCUUGUCGAAAGCCUACGAUCCAAUCUCAGCACAUUACAACGAAGGCAAAUCCGAGCAGCUGCUCUGCGGACAUUGAUCUCGUUUACAAAGCAUCCUUUUGGCGCUCGUCAGCUUGCAUCCCACGACAACGCACUACCUCGCUUGGCAGUGUGCCUCAGCGCAUCCAUUGAUGACCUGUACCACCAGCCGAUAUCGCGGUCUGUUUUAUCGCAAUCGGGGGCGUAUACACCAUCCAUUGCUAAGCUUGUGGCUUCAUCGCAAUCAGGAGCAGACCUGAGCCACAUCAUUGCACAAUGUGUAACUCUCAUACACACUCUUGUGACAAGCCCAGUCACGGCGGACGUAGCCGACAUUAUGAAAAAGUUGUCAGUAACACAUGGCGGAAACCAGCGGUACAUCUUAGCGCUUGGCCGCUUAAACUUUGCUGACGACGACUUGAUUAUCGAAUCAGGAAUUGACGUCGACAUUAUCGAAGCGGCUCACGAACUUUUAGAGCUCGCAGCAACGCCAGACGAAGGCGAAAUCAUUGGCGAUGCCUUUGCCCCAUAG